AUGCAUAUCCAAUCAAUUCCUAUGUGGGAGGGCACCGGCAACAACUAUGCCUACCUCGUCUCAGACGAUAAGACACGCGAAGCCGUGAUCAUCGACCCAGCACAUCCGGAGGAGGUUCUUCCUGUCCUUGAAAAGCAGACAAAAGCGGGUCUGAAACUAACAAAGAUCAUCAACACCCACCACCAUCAUGACCAUGCAGGAGGAAACAAAGAGAUUCUCAAGCACCACAAGCUCCCGGUUAUUGGCGGCCGCGACUGCACUCUAGUCAACAAGACUCCUACCCACAAAGAGACGUUCAACAUUGGUUCCAUCGAGGUCACUGCUCUUCACACACCAUGUCACACACAAGACAGCAUCUGCUUCUACUUCAAAGACGGGGACGACAAGGCUGUCUUCACUGGUGACACAAUGUUCAUUGGCGGCUGCGGCCGCUUCUUCGAAGGCACCGCCGAGGAAAUGCACAAGGCACUAAACGAGACCCUGGCCGCUUUGCCAGACGACACAAAAGUGUACCCUGGCCACGAGUACACGAAGGGCAACGUCAAAUUCGCAAAGACAGUAGCGAAGGACAACGAGGCAGUCAAGAAGCUUGACAGCUACUCUCAGGCGAACAAGGAGACACAAGGCAAAUUCACCAUUGGCGAUGAGAAGAAACACAACGUCUUCAUGCUCUACGCAGACCCCGAAAUUCAGAAGGCUGUCGGGCAAACCGAGCCCGUCGAAGUCGUACGCACACUGCGCGCACUGAAGGACAAGUCGUAG
Macroventuria anomochaeta is the source of this 762-nucleotide messenger RNA. Its product is annotated as Metallo-hydrolase/oxidoreductase. The transcript has 6 exons. NCBI's taxonomy places the organism in Eukaryota, Fungi, Ascomycota, Dothideomycetes, Pleosporales, Didymellaceae. Gene Ontology annotation, molecular function: hydroxyacylglutathione hydrolase activity. The record is from RefSeq and is a predicted model, not a curated record. Bases 1 to 762 code for a protein of 253 amino acids.